UGUGCAUCGGGCUACACUUGAUGUUGUUAUAGUGGAUCCUCCAACUAUUAUGGAAGAUUAUGUCUCAUACCUCCUUUAACUUGAUCCUAUUAAAAAAAGGAGAAGGGUGCUUACACAUGUAACUGUCAUUUUGUAGAGUAAAAUCUGUUAUGAACUCUUCCUAACUACCCCCAUCUAAGACUAAGUAACAAAAGAAUAGUAGAAAAAUAGGAAAACUCCAAAAGUAUUUAAAAACCCUAGACUGUCUCUAGCUAUUUAUAUGCACCUAAGAGACCUUCCUAACCUCUGCCUCUCCUCUGCAUAGUGUGUACUUUGGCUCCUCAGAAAAUGAAUGACAUGUUUCUUUAGACCGACCUUCUUGCUAUAUUGACGUCCAUUUCCAUCCUAAAAAAGAUCCCAAAAAGAGAGAAAAGCAAAGCCAUUUCAGUAAAAGAUGAGGGGAAGAUCUUCACCAAAGCAAGGAGGAGUUAUGGAAGUAGCAAAGGUUGAUAAACUAAAACAAGAGCCUCAUCUCUCUGGUGCCUAUAUUAGAAGCCUAGUCAAACAGUUAACUUCUUCAAGAACCAAAGAUCCCUUGAAUCCUAAAGACCAUGAUGAUUCACUAGAGAAUUCAACAAAACUUGAUGAUACUUUGUGUAGUGAUACACAAUUUUCAUCACCACAGCCAGCAGCACCACCACAGAUUAAAAAGAAACAAGUGAGGAGGAGACUCCACACUAGUAGACCUUAUCAAGAGAGGCUUUUAAAUAUGGCCGAGGCUCGGCGUGAGAUUGUCACUGCCCUUAAGUUUCAUAGAGCGUCUAUGAAACAACAGCAGCAACAACAACAACAAUCACACACUGAGCCACAGUCGUUGCAGACUUGGCCUCAGGAAUCUUUAGGGGAAGAACAAGGGAAGCCAAAAUCCCGGAGAAACCCCAGGAUUUAUGCUUCCAACACCAUGGCUAAUAACUUACCAUGUUACAACAUGGAAAAUUUCUCCAAUUCAACCUUCCCUUGUCUUCCUCAAUAUCCUUAUUCUUGCCCUGUUUCAUCCUUUGGUUCCCAAUUACCUUUCCAAGACAACAUGAAUUUUCCACUUCCCAACCAAACAUUAGGAUUGAAUCUCAAUUUCCAUGAUUUCAACAAUUUAGACGCAACCCCUUAUUGUAGCAUCAGCAAUAAAAAUUCAAUCUUUUCAUCAUCAUCUUCUUCAGAUGAAUUCCAUUAUGUGGGAGAAGGGGUUGGUCCUAUUGGUGAAAUGGUGAAUUCAAGGUUGCAUCCAUCAAUGGAUGACCAAGAAAUGGAAGAGAUCAGAUCAGUAGGGGAACAACAUGAGAUGGAGUGGAAUGACACACUCAAUUUGGCAACUUCAGCUUGGUGGUUCAAGUUCUUGAAGGCAAUGGAAAUGGGACCUGAUGAGAAGAACAUUGCUGAGGAUUAUGGAUGUUAUCCAUUUGAUGAAGUCAUGGAAUUCCCUCCUUGGUUUAAUCCAAAUGAAACCUGCUUGCAACAACAUGUCGAUGAUACCUAUUCUCAUCCUACCUUACCAUGUAUGGACAUUGAAGAAAUUGAAGGAAUGGAUGUGGAGUGGUUGGCUUGAAAAGAAGAAGAUUGACGGUUUUUUUUUUUAAUUAUAAUCAAAUCUUUGGCCUUUAUAUUGAAGCCCCAAAUUGCUGUUUUUUUUUCUUUUGGGGAAGGAGGAUUUUAAAUUUCUCAAUUUCUUUGUCUUUUAUUUUAUUUUAUUUAUUAAAAAAAAAGAGCAGUAAUAAAGGCGUUUGCUAGAAAUCGCAGGGUCUAGAGAAAAAUAAUAGACGAGGGAGAAAUUAAUUAUUAUAUGUAUGUCUCCCAGUUUUGCUUUUCUGUCAAUUAUGAGAGAUCUGGUAUUUAAUGGUUCUCAUCAUUGUAUUU
Molecule: messenger RNA, 1890 nt
Organism: Solanum verrucosum
Lineage: Eukaryota; Viridiplantae; Streptophyta; Magnoliopsida; Solanales; Solanaceae
Exons: 2
Coding region: 434-1582 (382 amino acids)
Source: RefSeq, a predicted model, not a curated record